Molecule: messenger RNA, 1924 nt
Organism: Cuscuta campestris
Lineage: Eukaryota; Viridiplantae; Streptophyta; Magnoliopsida; Solanales; Convolvulaceae
Source: the annotation of a GenBank genome assembly
CGUAGACUUAUUACCCAAAUGUGAUACGGCCAAAACCGCCCACAUUUGGUCUUCCUUGUAUUCUCACGAACUUUUGUUGAGAAAGAUAAAAGAGGAAGAAAUGCGUGAAAAUCCCAAACUUACAAACGCCUUCAAAGCUUCCAAAGAAUCAUCAAGUGAAGAGUCAAGUGAAUCAAGUGAUGAUUCAAGUGACUCAAGCUCUACGGAAGAGUCAAAUGAUGAAGAAGAUGAAGAGAAGGCAAUGAGAAUGAAGUAUACGGAUUUCCUCAAAUGGAAGAAGUGUGUGAAGAGGAAAGAAGUAUACUCAAAGCCGAAAAAAGAACGGCAUAAGCCAAGAUUUUAUGGGGCUGAGAAAGUUGGUGGCUUGCAGUUGGACUGGGCUUUGAUCACUGCUCUAGUGGAGAGAUGGAGACCCGAGACCCAUUCAUUCCAUCUUCCCUUCGGAGAGGUUGGAAUUACUUUGCAGGAUGUAGAGCUUUUGCUUGGAUUGCCCGUAGAUGGCAAUCCAUUGGUGGGGAUGACUGGCCGAUCCAAAGAUCAGUGGUUUCAGAUUUGUGAGGACAUGAUUGGAUUUAGGCCUCAGACAUCCGAUAUUACUUCUACUAUGAUUAAGAUGUCUGCCAUUGUUCCUAAACAACUAACUGAUCAUAGUUUAGAUGUAGAUUACUUGCAGCAUGCUAGAGCGAUUAUGUUUAAGUUGUUGGGUGGUAGCCUAUUUCCCAACACGACGGGAAAUAAGUUUGUUUGGAUGUCGUAUCCGAAUCUCGAGACCCUACCGCCCUAUUGUUCAGCUGGAGCCAGAAUAUGGAUUUCUACAAUCCCCUUGAUCUAUGCGUACGUAGUGGAGAUGUACUAUCCUGAUCGCUUUUGCAGGCAGUUUGGUUCCCUGCAACACGUCCCUCAAGUUGUUGUCUAUGACCGUCAUCUACACCAAAUUAAGUCAAAUGUUAUGCAAAUUGGCGAUGGUGAGAGACAAUAUUCAGAGAUGUGGGAGGGACGUUAUGAUGCUACAGUGCAGAUGGAGUUUGGGAUGGUGGAUGGCACACCGGAGUAUCGUCAGUGGUACUACCUUCGGGGUCGACGACGGAUAGGGACCCCUGUCCAUCAGCACGGACCAGGGUACAUCCCCAUUUCUCCGGAGCUACAGACUGCAUUAUACUGUAUGGCGGAUUGCAGUCAGCGCCUUGAUCCUGGUAGGCAUCCAGAUGGGAUCAGCAUGCCUACAACCCAGGACAUAUCAGGAGACGAGCAGAUAAAAAGGCGUGAUGCACCUGCUGUCGGAGUUAGACGUGGAGGGCGGGGUAGUCGGAGGUUGCAGGUCGAUGAUGAAGAUGUACACAUCCCCAUUCAAUCUCCUCCUAUGACCCAGGAUGAUGAUGAUGUUAGUGAUGAAGAACAUAUUCAGAGCGACACUCACACACCUUCAUGCAUGGGUGAGCCGUCCAGUUCACAUCCUCCUCGAUUCCACAUAGAGCAUCCUCCGAGGCGCAUGCACGAUGUAUCACCAGUCACGUUUGAUGGAGAUGUGUUUAGGGGCGAUUUUUUUACUCAGGAUAGUCAGAUCACAAAUGAGUUUGGACAAUUUGUCUCCACUACUACAUCGCCGGUAAUCCAUCAGAUAGUGGAUGACGUAGAAGUGGAGGGUGAAGGAGAGCAGGGUCUUCGUCCAAGACGUAAUCGACGUGGAACACAAUGUGGUACUGGUAGCCACUAUCUUUAGUAGUUUUCUUAUGUUUAAUAUAUUGUGCUGGGUACUUAAUGUUUCGAUGUUUUAAAAAGUUUGUUCAGAUAUUUGUUUAUGUUGAAAUAUUUGGUUUGAUAAUUUAUUUUUUUACGAUGUGUUAUGUUGAAAUAAUACUCACUCCCACCUACCCUACAAUAAUAGUCACACCCACCUUCUUAAUAAUAACACUAACUUCCACCU